Carica papaya (papaya) is the source of this 824-nucleotide messenger RNA. RefSeq lists its product as uncharacterized. Lineage: Eukaryota; Viridiplantae; Streptophyta; Magnoliopsida; Brassicales; Caricaceae. The record is from RefSeq and is a predicted model, not a curated record.
ACCAAAACCUCAAAGCAAAAAUCAUCACUCACCCACCACCGUAAGACCCGAUUAAAAGAUUUUUUCUCUCUUUGCUUUCAGGCUUUCGUAUCUCCAGCUUGAAAAUUUUCCAAUCUCUUACCUUUCUUUCCGGGAAGGAAUCAUUGUCUUCAUCCUCAAAUGGAUUCUCUUUAAAUGCCUAGAAAGCCCAUUGGGUCCUUAUCAGGAGAAGAAAACAACAGGGAAAUUCCAAGAGAGGAGCAGGGGGAUGGCGAUGCCAUGGGGCAUGGCUCUAUGGUGGGCGGAGCUGGUAUGGAUCGCUCUGACUGGGUGGGUCUCUGCAUGCUUGGCUGUGGCUGAUGAGGUCGCCAGCUCUUUGAGAACUGGGGAUAUUGGUCCUUUUCAUGUUGGCUGAUUUGAGAAUUUCUGUACACCUCCAUUGAAGCCCUCCAGCUCUCUCUGAAGAUGAAACUAAGCACAAAAAGGCGGGUAUUAGCGGAUGGAGCUCUGAACCCAGAUUUUUUUCUAGGAAAUUGAUGUUGUCCACCAAUUAUACAAAAACUGAUUCCUCUGUUCUAGUCUGAAGUAUAUUGUUAGUAAAUUGCAGCUUGCCAAACAAAGACUACUGAAGGAAACUGUGAUAUAAUUUCCACCGUGUUGUAGAGCAUAGUAUGACCAUGUUGUAAAGCAGAGAAAUUUUGCAAUGUUCAUUUGGUUUGAACACUUGUUUUUCAGUGGAGCUUUUUUUGUUUCUUAUUGUGGAUUCUCUAUGAAUCUCGAUUAAGAUAUGGUUUUAGAACAAUUUCCCUGCAAGUAAAUUCAAUCACAACAUCAAGUGGAUAAAA